This is a messenger RNA of Oncorhynchus gorbuscha (pink salmon), 4210 nucleotides long. It is a transcript of the gene zbtb17, whose product is annotated as zinc finger and BTB domain containing 17. Gene Ontology annotation, biological process: regulation of transcription by RNA polymerase II. The transcript has 15 exons. Gene Ontology annotation, molecular function: protein binding; RNA polymerase II cis-regulatory region sequence-specific DNA binding; DNA-binding transcription factor activity, RNA polymerase II-specific. Gene Ontology annotation, cellular component: nucleus. The record is from RefSeq and is a predicted model, not a curated record. Bases 879 to 3548 code for a protein of 889 amino acids. Lineage: Eukaryota; Metazoa; Chordata; Actinopteri; Salmoniformes; Salmonidae.
AUCGUUUUCCCACCAUUCAUUUUCCCCAUAGUGGAUUUUUAGAAACAUUUCAAAUAAGAGCUGUGAUUUGUGUAGGCUUACCCAAGCGUGACGUCUUGAUCUCUCUACGUUGCCUUUUAUAAAUAUUGUAACGACCCUGGGUUUAUAAGCGCGGAAAUCGACUCUGCCGCACGAGCAUGCUUUUGCGGCACAGUCGGUAGCGCGCCGGACCUCGGGCUAGAAGGUCGAGGGUUCGAGACCUGCUCCCUGCUGUUUCAUUACAAUAUAUUCACCACCCCAAAAAUAAAUGCUUAUUAUCUGCUAAUAGGGCUAUCAUUUAAAAAAAACUACAAAUGCCAUGAUGAUCUGGACGAGACUACCAAAUCAAAGCAAUGGUAAGAAUCUCUGGAUUAACUAUCUGUUAGCUAAAUUUAGUAAUCAAUAAAUUGGCACAAAAAAUUUAUAUAUUGACAAUUCUGUGAAUGGUCUUGUGCAAGUUUUAAAUUGACACAAUACCUGUUAGCAAAGGCGUCAGCUAGAGAUGUCUACUUUAAUGCUAAUUAGCAUUUUUGAAUCUGAGAGUAAAUAGAGACGAUAUAUUGAUAAGAGUCACCUUGUCUGAGAGAGUUAUCAAAGCAUCAUGCCAGGGUAAGCCUACGCCCCUAUUUGAAGUGUUCCUGAAGUCCCUUAUGGGAAAAAAAUUAAUGGUGGAAAUACAAUUGGAACUGUUUCCCUGUUUGACCGCUAGGUUUUAUGGGUAUUAUGAAACCUCCACUGUGGGGCUCUAUAUCUUGUGAGGCCCGAUUAUUUAGUUGUCAGGAAAUGUCAAAUUAUUAAAUUACAUAUGAUAAAUGCACUGAGGAAUAAACCAACCCUUCCCAAGGCGCCCACUCUCCAGGAUGGACUUUCCCUGGCACAGUGGCAAGGUUUUGGAACAGCUCAAUCACCAGCGUCAGCUGGGCCUGCUUUGUGACUGUACCUUUGUGGUGGAUGGGGAGGACUUCAAGGCCCACAAGGCUGUGCUGGCUGCCUGCAGCGCCUACUUCCGCACCCUCUUCCUGGACCAGAAGGAUGUGGUGCACCUGGAUAUUAGCAACGCAGCAGGUCUGGGCCAAGUCCUUGAGUUCAUGUACACGGCCAAGCUGAGUCUGAAUCCUCAGAAUGUGGAGGAUGUGGUGGCGGUGGCCACGUUCCUGCAGAUGCAGGAGAUAGUCAAUGCCUGUUCUGCCUACCAGUCUUUGGCAGUCUCCACAUCCCAGACAACACAAUACUUAAUUGACCACAAGAUUGAGGAAGGAGAGCAAAACACGGAGAAGGAGCCGUCAGAGACAAGGUCACAUGAUGAGGAAAUCCCAAGCCCCUCAGCAGAGGAUGAAGGGCCAAAGGGCGUUCAGGAGGACCCGAAGGAGAACACCCUGGAAGAUGGCCAGAUUUCCAGGAAAACCCCAGACGAACAGACCCCGGGGAGAGGAAGACCCCCCAAAACCUCCACCUUCGCCACACAGAGAAAAGCUGCAGCUGAAAGUGAGGAGGUGGAGAGCACCGCCAAAGAUGUGCCUGAGUUUCAGGAUGACCCCUCGGAUGCGGACUACACGCCCAAGUUGCCAUUCAAGUCUGCAGCCUGUAGGUCUUACAUGAGCACCAGGAGAAGAAGGACACGGAGAGCUCCUCGACGCAACCUCUCACAGGAUAAUGACUCCAAUGAGGGGAGUAGCGCACCAAAGACAGUAAAUGAAGAGAAAAAAGAGGUGGAUGAGGGCGAGCUGGAGGAGGAGGAAGAGGAGGGAGGUGGUGAAGAAGAAGAAGUAGAAGAGCAGGAGGAUGAAGGAGAUGAGGGAGAAGACAGCCAGGGGACAGAGAGCGGAGAGGAGAGGAAGCAGCUACGGUUGGGUGCUGUCACCGACCGCACCGAGUCACGGUCCUACGGCUCUGUGACUCACAAGUGUGAGGACUGUGGAAAGAAGUUCACCCACACGGGGAACUUCAAGAGACACAUUCGCAUUCACACAGGAGAGAAACCUUUCAGCUGCCGUGACUGCCACAAGGCCUUCUCAGACCCGGCUGCCUGCAAGGCUCACGAGAAAACACACAGCCCCCUGAAACCUUACUGCUGCUCCUCAUGUGGGAAGAGCUACCGGCAGAUCAGCCUGCUCAACUUGCACCGGAAGCGUCACACGGGCGAGGCCCGAUACAGUUGCAGAGACUGCGGCAAGCUCUUCACCACGUCUGGCAACCUGAAGCGCCACAUGCUGGUGCACAGCGGCGAGAAGCCGUACCACUGCGACUACUGCGACCGGGCCUUCUCCGACCCCACUGCCAAGAUGCGCCACCUGGAGACCCAUGAUGCCGACAAGGGCCACAGGUGUCCGCACUGCGACAAGCGGUUCAACCAGACUGGGAAUCUAAAGGCUCACCUGAAGAUCCACAUCACAGACGGCCCUCUGAAGUGUAAAGAGUGUGGCAAACAGUUCACCACCUCAGGGAAUUUGAAGAGACACCUGCGUGUUCACAGUGGGGAGAAGCCCUAUAUCUGUAUGCACUGCCAGAGAGCUUUCUCCGACCCCGGGGCACUACAGAGACACGAGCGCAUACACACAGGGGAGAAGCCGUGUCUGUGUCUGAUCUGUGGGAAGGGGUUCACCCAGGCCAGUUCACUCAUCGCUCAUGUCCGCCAGCACACCGGAGAGAAGCCCUAUGUCUGCGACCGAUGUGGCAAAAGGUUUGUCCAGUCCAGUCAGCUGGCCAAUCACAUCCGUCAUCAUGAUAACAUCCGGCCACACAAGUGUCACAUCUGUAACAAGGCGUUUGUCAACGUUGGGGAUCUCUCCAAGCAUAUCAUCAUUCACACAGGAGAGAAGCCCUUCCUGUGUGACAAGUGCGGCCGUGGGUUCAACCGCGUUGACAACCUGCGCUCCCACGUCAAGACCGUCCACCAGGGUAAGGCCGGGAUGAAGCGCCUGGUGGUUGCCGGGGGCGACAGCGACGACGGGGGUGACGGGUUUCACGGUGGGUCGGCCUCAGAGAUGGACGACAACGAGAUCAACAUCGUCACCGUCACCACUGAGGACAUCGUCACCCUGGCGACAGGGGCCCUGGCUGGCAGCUCUGUGGCCCAGCUGACAGUGGUGCCUGUGGCUUCAUCGGUCUCAGCAGACGAGACGGAGGCUCUAAAAGCAGAGAUCACCAAGGCUGUGGAGAAGGUGCAGGAAGCAGACCCCAACACUCAGAUCCUGUAUGCGUGCGACUCGUGCGGUGACAAGUUCCUGGAUGCCAGUUCGCUGGCCCAACACGUGCGAAUCCACACGGCCCAGGCCCUGGUCAUGUUCCAGGCUGACUCGGACUUCUACCAGCAGUACGCCGCUGCUGCAGGAGCCACCGCCGUGGGGGAAGUUGUUACCACAACCUGGCAACCCGCCUCCGAGCAGGUCAUCCAGGGAGGGGAGCUCGUCUUCCACACCCGUGAGGAGGAGGAGGAGGAGGGGGGAGAGGUGGUGGCCCAAGCUGACUCCCAGCCGGAGGGGAAAGAUGAGGCUGGAACAGAGGGAGAAGAGAUGGAGUGUGAGGCUUAGGGAAGAAAAGUACAUUGAAGAACUGAUUAUAUCUGGUGUGCAAUGACACCCCAAGUUACAGUGCGUUGAGUGAGUAAUUAGUCAUCAUUUUUGACCAUUUCCUGCCCUGUGUGGGAAAAGGAAAGUAAGAUUUCUAAUCACGAGUUUACAUAAUCAUUAAUAGAGAUUUAUAGAGAUUUAGCAAAGCAUUGUCAGCCUCUUCUGAAAUAAGUUCCCCUAAUUCUAGAAUCUCUUUAGACGAUAGCAGUAGUAUGUAACAUGCUAUAGUCAAUUUUGCACUGUAUGUUUAAAAUGUAUAUUAUAAAUGUAGAAAUGGGCUAUUCAUUUAGAAAAUCAUCAUGCGGUAUAUCCCAGGGCAGGAAGGUCAGUUGAUACAUCACACCACUUUUGUUUUUCUUCUCACUGACAGUAAAAAACAGAUAGGUAGUAAAAUAUUGCCUACAGAUUCCUGCCUUGUUUUACUGAGAUAGUGUAAAUGUUCCCCUCUUAGUUUAGGUAUUUUAGUAUACUUCAUUGAAGUAUUUUCAUUAAAAGCACAAGUACAUUUACAUUUAAGUCAUUUAGCAGACGCUCUUAUCCAGAGCGACUUACAAAUUGGUGCAUUCACCUUAUGACAUCCAGUGGAACAGCCACUUUACAAUAGUGCAUCUAAAUAUUUUAAG